AAAAUUCAAUUCAACUUUAAUUUUGUCUCUUUCACGUCGUCUCCCUUCCUCGAUCAAGCCUUCCUACCUUUAAUGGCUACUGCAUUAUCUAAACUCGGAGCUUCUCAAGCAAGGCAGCCUCGGAGGAGGAACACUCGGGUCAUGUAUGAGUCAACAGAAAUACUUUCUUUCAAGAAGCAGAUUCUUCGUAUUCUUGGUGUAAAGGAUCAAUUAUAGAGCUUUCCUUUUUAACUCGUCUCUCACUCUUUCCUCUACAGCGGCGACUGGAGAAAAUAUGAUCUAAGUUGAAGUGAUUUUCCUACAAUUACCGUUGUUUUUGUUUUUGAGCAUGACUGGUACGAUGCAAGGAUAUGAUAUCAAUUAUCUGGUUCGGGAAGCUCAAAUUCGGUGGCUAAAGCCAGUUGAAGUGCUUUUCAUACUUCAGAAUCAUGAGGAGCACCAGAUCACCCACAAGUUCCCUCACAUGCCAGCUAGUGGAUCUUUGUAUCUAUUCAAUAAACGAGUCCUAAAAAAUUUUCGGAAAGACGGUCAUAGUUGGCGUAGGAGGAAAGAUCAGAGGACUGUUGCUGAAGCACAUGAAAGACUUAAGGUUGGAAAUGCUGAAGUUCUAAAUUGCUAUUAUGCUCGUGGAGAGCAGAACCCUAGCUUUCAGAGACGCAGCUUCUGGAUGUUGGACCCGGCCUACGAGCACAUUGUUCUUGUUCACUACAGAGAUAUUGGGGAGGGAACACAGAAUGCUAGAUUGACAUCAAAGUCCUCACCAUUAUCCUCUUCGAUCCUCAAUCUAAGUUCCACCUCUUUUGCAACUCAGCAGCCAGACUCCUCUGUUGUCAUUGGUGAAUCUAAUGAACCAAAUCAGAGCCAGCCUAGUCCUGCAUCCGUGAAAACUGGUUUAAAUGAAGUCAUCGAGAUUCAUGGGAUAUAUCCAUCAGACAUUAUAGAGAGAACGGAGGUUAAUAGUUCAUCGGAGUCUGAUUUAAGUGAAGCACUGCGAAAAAUUGAACAGAAAUUAAGUUUAAAUGAUGAAGUGGAUAGAGAAUUUAACACAAUCUACAUUGAGAAUGAGGACUCAGUUGAUUUAGAAAAUGUGCUACUUGCUUAUGACUUGUCUGCUCAAACUUCAGAUCAUUCAGAGAAUCUUCUUUCACAAAGACACUCAGGUGACAGGAUGGAACAUCCCCAUCAACUCCCAGGGCCUGAAGUCAAUAUAUGGGGAGAGAUGCUAGGUAGCUCUAAAAGUUUGCUUGAUGUUGAAACGCAAGAAAAAUAUGAGCACAAAUUGAACGAAAAUUCACACUUACCACAGGGUAUGCUACUCAAUUUAUCUCCAAAUGACGCAGUAAGGGAGCAGGAAAGUUACAAUUGGCUAAAGUUUGAUGGACUAGGUUAUGCUCAAGAGUCUUUUAUGAUGUUUACCCAAGAAGUAGAGUCUAUCAAAAUUCCUGCAUAUUCUCCUUCAGUGAAUACUUAUGGUAACAAUCUGGACUGCUAUCCAACAUUUUUUGACCAAAGUCAGAUUGGAAUCCCUCUUGAAGACAAUUUCAGUUUGACCAUUUCCCAAAAGCAGAAGUUCACAAUCCGUGAGAUAUCUCCAGAGUGGUGUUAUUCCUCUGAUGCUGUCAAAGUUGUCAUUAUUGGGUCUUUCCUCUGUAGUCCCUCAGAGUGUGCAUGGGCUUGUAUGUUUGGUGACAUUGAAGUUCCUGCCCAGAUCAUUCAACAAGGUGUUAUCCGCUGCAAUGUUCCUCCUCACUUGCCAGGAAAAGUCACUCUUUACAUUACUUCAGGAAAUCGGGAGUCCUGCAGUGAAGUUAGGGAAUUCGAAUAUCGUGCUAAGCCUAGUGUUUGCACACACAGUAACAUCACUGAGACAGGGACUAGAAAGAGUCCAGAAGAACUCUUGUUGCUUGUCCGAUUUGUGCAGAUGCUUCUCUCUGAUCCAUUGGUACAAAAAGGAGAUGACCCUGAAUCUAGAAUUGAUUUGUCAAACAAGUCCAAAAAGGCUGAAGCCUCGUGGAGCCAAAUCAUUGAUACUCUUUUAGUUGGCACUUCUACAUCAUCAAACACUAUGGAAUGGCUUCUACAGGAACUUCUGAAAGACAGGUUGGAACUAUGGCUUUCUUCUAGAUUACGAGAGAAUAAUCAGCCGGACUCUUCUUUAUCUAAGAAAGAACAAGGGAUCAUACACAUGGUUGCUGGAUUAGGAUUUGAGUGGGCGCUACAGCCAAUUCUCAAUUCCGGAGCCAACAUAAAUUUUCGUGAUAUCAAUGGGUGGACUGCACUUCAUUGGGCCGCACAUUUUGGGAGGGAAAAAUUUGUUGCUGCUCUCAUAGCCUGUGGUGCAUCUGCUGGAGCAGUUACGGAUCCUAAUUCACAGGAUCCAACUGGUAAAACUCCGGCAGCCAUUGCUGCUGCAAGUGGGCACAGGGGACUUGCAGGUUAUCUUUCAGAAAUGGCACUAACUGGCCAUCUCUCAUCCCUCACACUGGAAGAAAGUGAGCUAUCUAAAGGAUCUGCAGCUCUGGAAGCAGAAAGAACAGUGAAUAGUAUAUCAAGUACAAGCUCCUCUACCAAUGAAGACCAGGACUCUCUGAAGUGCACCUUAGCUGCAGUCCGGAAUGCCUCUCAGGCUGCUGCACGUAUUCAAUCUGCAUUUCGUGCACAUUCUUUUCGGAAAAGGCAGCAGAGAGAAGCUACAGUUUUCAUUGCUGAUGCUAGUGGAGAUGAGUACAGUAUAUUAUCAAAUGACAUCGAGGGUCUCUCAGCAGCAUCAAAAGUGGCAUUUCGCAGUACACGUGACUACAACUCGGCUGCUCUGUCUAUUCAGAAGAAAUAUCGAGGCUGGAAAGGGCGGAAGAAUUUCCUUGCAUUUCGCCAGAAAGUAGUGAAGAUACAGGCCCAUGUGAGAGGCUAUCAGGUUAGGAGGUAUUAUAAGGUAUGUUGGGCAGCUGGUAUAUUGGAGAAGGUAGUGCUGAGGUGGCGCCGACGUGGAGUUGGUUUGCGGGGAUUUCGGCUCAACACGGAAUUCAUUGAUGAAAGUGACGAUGAAGACAUUCUUAAGGCAUUUCGCAAGCAGAAAGUGGGCGCAGCUAUUAAUGAGGCUGUAUCCAGGGUGCUGUCUAUGGUUGAAUCUCCAAAGGCACGUCAGCAAUAUCGGCGUAUUCUUGAAAAAUAUCUUCAAGCUAAGGCCGAGCUUGAAAAUCCGGAAUCUGAAAGGCCAACGUCUUCUUGUGCUGACUUUUCCCAUAUGGAAAAUGGUGGUGCUUCCGAAUCGACAUAGUUGCAAUACCUAAUAUCAUAAACUUGGGGUUUUGUGUGUAAAUUUUUUAGGCGAAAUAGUUUCCAGCUUGAUCAAUUUGUACUAUGGUUUGUAGAUGUUGGUUAAUGAACAGCAGCAGAGAGCAUUACAUUACAUUCUGGAUGAAUAGGGGUUACACUGAGAAAAUUAAAUCUUGGUUGUUUAACGUACCCACACAUUUCAUGAGAUUUACCAACUUAUAAUCUCAAAAAGCUUUGUCA
This is a messenger RNA of Olea europaea var. sylvestris, 3516 nucleotides long. Its product is annotated as calmodulin-binding transcription activator 4-like. Lineage: Eukaryota; Viridiplantae; Streptophyta; Magnoliopsida; Lamiales; Oleaceae. The record is from RefSeq and is a predicted model, not a curated record. Gene Ontology annotation, biological process: regulation of transcription by RNA polymerase II. Bases 329 to 3277 code for a protein of 982 amino acids. The transcript is spliced from 14 exons. Gene Ontology annotation, cellular component: nucleus. Gene Ontology annotation, molecular function: transcription coregulator activity; double-stranded DNA binding; protein binding.